UAAGAAAAAUGAGUAAUAUUUAUAUUCAGGAACCUCCAACAGAUGGAAAGGUGUUGUUGGUGACAUCAGUUGGAGAUAUUGAUAUAGAGCUAUGGUCCAGAGAAGCUCCAAAGGCCUGUCGCAACUUUGUACAGCUGUGUUUGGAAGGCUACUACAAUGGUACCAUAUUCCACCGGGUGGUGAAGGACUUCAUUGUACAAGGGGGAGACCCAACUGGGACUGGAGAAGGCGGUGAAUCCAUCUAUGGGGCACCCUUUAAGGAUGAGAUCCACAGCAGACUGCGGUUUGUACGCCGCGGAUUGGUAGCAAUGGCAAAUGCAGGUCCCCAUGACAACGGCAGUCAGUUCUUCUUUACGAUGGGGUCUACUCCUGAACUGCAGAACAAGCACACCAUAUUUGGAAAGGUCGGUGGAGAUACUAUUUACAAUAUGAUACGACUUCAGGAGGUAGAUGUUGACAGCAAUGAUCGUCCUACAUACCCACUCAAAAUAAAAAACACCAAGGUACUUUCUAAUCCAUUUGAUGAUAUUGUGCCCAGACAGAAGACAAAAGAAUCGGAGGAAAAUGAUUCAAAGUCAAAAAGCAAAUCCAAGGGUACAAAAAACUACAGUCUGUUAUCAUUCGGUGAGGAGGCGGAGGAAGAUGAGGAGGAAGUCUCUAUGGCAGUCAAGGAUAUGAAAGGCAGAAGUAAAAGCAGCCAUGAUCUGACAGAUGACCCCAAGUUGAGUUCACAACCUGCAGUAUCAUCAGAUCGUAAAAAAAGGAAAAUAGACGAUGAUGAUAGUGAGGAGUCAGAUGAAGAAAGCAACAAAUCUAUUAAAGAAUCUAUCCAAAAGAAGUUGAAAUCCAGCUCAGAACUCGGCGUGAAAGGAAAACACUCUAUAGACCUUGGUGAACCAGAUGAAGGAGCUGAAAAAAUGUCAAGAAAGGAACAGCUCAGGAAAGAAGCCAAACAACUAAGAAAAGAAUUGAAAGGAUCUACAGAAAAGGUUGAUAGUACAGCAAGCAAAACAGAAAGUAGAAAAGACAAAGAACCUGUCAAUGAUGUCGUGGCUAGCUAUCUGAAAGAAAAACAAAAGUAUCAGGAUUUAAAGAAACAGCAAAACAAGAAAGGCUCCAGUCGUGAAAAUGCUACGAUGGAACUUUUGUCAAAGUUUCAGAACAAACUUAGGUCUGCCAAGGUCAUUGGAGGGGAAUAUGAAGAGGAGGAGGAGGACGACAAUGAGGGGGAGGAAGACUCAGGGGAUAUGUCCUGGAUGAGACAUACCCUGAAAUUCGACACAGAAGAAAGUAAGAGGCGAGUCAUCGAUGCAAAUGUACAGGAACUUGAUAGAUAUGAUUAUAUUGAUCCCAGAAAUCCUCUCAACCAGCGACGACGAGAAGCUAGCAAACAGGCUAUGAAGGCCAGAAAAUGACACCUUUACAUUAAUUAAUUAUGUAAAUGAGACAUUUACCUAUAAAGGAUAUAUGCUGUGUCUUUACGAGUGUUAGUGAAGAAAUUUUUAAGCCAAUGAUUUUUUUUUGUCGGCCUCAUACGUAGAGCAUAUCAUUUAUUCAUUCACUGAGAGCUACAUAUAGCCAAAGAUGUAAGAUACUUUAGGUCUCUGACAACAAAUCUAGAUGAAUGAUGUGAUGGUUUUGAUACAUUUAUUUAUUUAGUUAAGAGUUUUCACAAAGUCAGUGAUAUAAAUGUAGGAUAGUAUAGGACACUGACAAGAAAAAUCCAGAUAAAUCAAGUGAUUGUUUGAAAAUAUCUGAUGAUGAAAUUCAAAUGUAGCUGAUACAUAUUUCAUGCUGACAAUUGAGUGAUAUUUAAUUCAUUGUCUUUUGUUUUCACAUGCCUGUAGAAGUGUUAAGCCCUAUAGUGUUUUGGAAGUGUUAGAAGGGAAUAAGAAUUUGCUGUGGUGACUUUUGUUAUGUUUAAGAUCAAUCCAGAUGUAAUAUUGAUAAAAUAUUAAUUUCAUCUAUACUGAAAAAAGUCUCAGGGUAAAACCAAUGCAGCAGUGUCUAAUAUAGUAAACUUGUUUCCCAUUGUCCUUCAUUUGUAUACCAAAUGGUAUACAGGGUGAUUAGGGGCAGUUCUAGAAGAGUAUAACAAUUGCAGCAAUCAGGGGACUGGUUUUCUUGCGUAAGAUCUGUAGCUACAUGAUAAAAAAGAAAGCCAGAAAAUCCAUUUACUGUCUGAUUGUAAUAAUAACUUAUAUAAAUAGGGGUGCUGUAUUGCUUCAAACUAGUUUGUUUAAUACAUACUUAUUAGUCUUAUUAGUGAUAAACUGCAAUAGAAUGGAAAAUUUUCAUUUCAUUUUACCCAGUUUUGAUAAACAAAUUGCUAGAUUGUUAAAUAAAAUGAUACACUGUACAGUAACAUUGGUAAAUACAAAACAAAAUAUAUACUGCUCAGUUAGAUAGAACUUCUCUUUAACUUGAUACAUCGAACAUAGACCAAUAAACUAACCUAUAAAGUCAGGACAUUUUGUAUCUCAUCAUAUGAAGUUUAUACACCUCUGAAUAUUUGUUAGGAAGUCUGAUAACAAAAUUAUCAAGUUUUUGAUAUUAAACAGAGAAAGGAAAAAUUGUUUCAACAUCAUUGAUAACAAGCCUGUAGCUAUGGAUUCUGGUAAAACAAAUAAUGCUCCAGGUCUCAAUAUCACUUUAAACAAAUCAAACAAAGAGUUUAAGGGCUAAUACACAGUCAAAUUUACAGUUAUAAGGGCUAAGACACAGUCAAAUUUAGUUAUAAGGGCUAAGACACAGUCAAAGUUACAGUGAUAAGGGCUAAGACACAGUCAUAUUUACAGUUAAAAGGGCUAAGACACAGUCAAAUUUAGUUAUAAGGGCUAAGACACAGUCAAAUUUACAGUUAUAAGGGCUAACACACAGUCAAAUUUACAGUUAUAAGGGCUAAGACACAGUCAAAUUUACAGUUAUAAGGGCUAAGACACAGUCAAAUUUACAGUUAUAAGGGCUAAGACACAGUCAAAUUUACAGUUAUAAGGGCUAACACAGAAAGUUCGACAUUUUAUAUUUGUUGGUCUUUAACUUGAAUUGAUGGUGUUAAAAUUUAUACAAGUAUUUUGACCCAGACUGGUACACUGAGAUACAUAAUCCUGAGGCAGCUGGUUAUCAUAAUACCAUUAUAAUGUUCUUAGCUCCUGGGAAUUUAAAAUUGUUAACAAUUUGUAUAUACUAUUAGUGAAUGGUUGCAGCAUUUUUGUCCAGUCAUCCUUGUGGUUUGAGAGAUUUGAUGUCCAAUAAGAGAGAUUUGGUGUAAGGAAGAUAUUUAGUGUCCAUAAAAGAGAUAGGUGCCACAUGAGUGAGGUUUGAUAUCCUUAACUGAUUUGAUGUCCAGAAAAGAUUUGGUGUCCAUGAUAGAUUGAUGUACAAAUGAGAAAUUAUGUAUCCACAAGUUUUAUCAUUACAGUCCAGAUAUCCAGGUGUUUCUGAAAGAGAUUUGAUGUCAAUAACUGAGAUUUGAUGUAGAUGAGAGAGAUUUGGUGUCAAUGAGGGAGAUUGAUGUAGAUGAGAGAGAUUUGGUGUCUAUGAGGGAGAUUUGAUAUAGAUGAGAGAGAUUUGGUGUCUAUAAGUAAGAUUUGAUAUAGAUGAGAGAUUUAGUGUCGAUGAGGGAGAUUUGAUAUAGAUGAGAGAUUUAUUGUCGAUGAGGGAGAUUUGAUCUAGAUGAGAGAUUUAUUGUCGAUGAGGGAGAUUUGAUAUAGAUGUAGAUGAGAGAGAUUUGGUGUCUUUGAGGGAGAUUUGAUCUAGAUGAGAGAUUUAGUGUCGAUGAGGGAGAUUUGAUAUAGAUGAGAAAUUUGGUGUCUAUAAGUAAGAUUUGAUGUAGAUGAGAGAGAUUUGGUGUCAAUGAGGGAGAUUGAUGUAGAUGAGAGAGAUUUAGUGUCGAUGAGGGAGAUUUGAUAUAGAUGAGAGAUUUGGUGUCUAUAAGGAAGAUUUGAUGUCUAUGAGGGAUAUUUGGUGUCUAUAAGGAAGAUUUGAUGUCUAUGAGGGAUAUUUGGUGUCUAUAAGGAAGAUUUGAUGUCUAUGAGGGAUAUUUGGUGUCUAUAAGGAAGAUUUGAUGUCUAUGAGGGAUAUUUGGUGUCUAUAAGGAAGAUUUGAUGUCUAUGAGGGAUAUUUGGUGUCUAUAAGGAAGAUUUGAUGUCUAUGAGGGAUAUUUGGUGUCUAUAAGGAAGAUUUGAUGUCUAUGAGGGAUAUUUGAAGUAGAUGAGGAAGAAGAGUUGGUGUACAUUAGGGAGAGUUAGUGUCAGUUUAAGCCAUUUCAUGUCGAUGAGAAAUUGUUUUUUAUCAUUACUGUCCAGUCAUCCUGGUCUGGUCAGUAAUAAGGUAUUGUCAUUGUAUUACAUGUAUUAAAACUGAUCUUACACGU
This is a messenger RNA of Ylistrum balloti, 4375 nucleotides long. Its product is annotated as spliceosome-associated protein CWC27 homolog. Gene Ontology annotation, biological process: protein folding; protein peptidyl-prolyl isomerization. Bases 9 to 1415 code for a protein of 468 amino acids. Gene Ontology annotation, molecular function: peptidyl-prolyl cis-trans isomerase activity. The transcript has 11 exons. The record is from RefSeq and is a predicted model, not a curated record. NCBI's taxonomy places the organism in Eukaryota, Metazoa, Mollusca, Bivalvia, Pectinida, Pectinidae. Gene Ontology annotation, cellular component: catalytic step 2 spliceosome.